This is a messenger RNA of Callorhinus ursinus (northern fur seal), 4127 nucleotides long. The record is from RefSeq and is a predicted model, not a curated record. Lineage: Eukaryota; Metazoa; Chordata; Mammalia; Carnivora; Otariidae.
GCUUCCCGCCUGCCGCUGGCGCUGAGGCUUUUUUUGCCUUUUCUUAGCUUGCUUCUUCCUCACGGCCCUGGCUAGGGCUGGGCAGCGCGCCCCCGGGGAGGGGCGGAGCUGUAGAUAUGGUAUAAGGUAUUUCUUCAAGACUGGACAGCCGAAGACCUGUUACUCCUGAUUAGCCUUAAGCAGACUUAUAGCCAUCGAGAAACCUCACGGAAUUUCAUAUUUUGCUUUCUGCUUUACACCUUUCUUGGCACCCACGUUCAUCUUGCAACCAUGUAUGGAAGUGCUCGCUCAGUUGGGAAGGUGGAACCGAGCAACCAGAGCCCUGGGCGUUCACCUAGGCUUCCACGUUCCCCUCGUUUGGGUCAUCGUCGAACCAACAGUACAGGAGGGAGUUCUGGAAGCAGUGUUGGAGGUGGCAGUGGGAAAACCCUUUCAAUGGAGAAUAUCCAAUCCUUAAAUGCUGCCUAUGCCACAUCUGGCCCUAUGUACCUAAGUGACCAUGAAAAUGUGGGUUCAGAAACACCUAAAAGCACUAUGACGCUUGGCCGUUCUGGGGGACGUCUGCCGUAUGGUGUCAGGAUGACUGCUAUGGGCAGUAGCCCCAAUAUAGCUAGCAGUGGUGUUGCUAGUGACACCAUAGCAUUUGGAGAGCAUCACCUCCCUCCUGUGAGUAUGGCUUCCACUGUUCCUCACUCUCUUCGUCAGGCAAGAGAUAAUACAAUCAUGGAUUUGCAGACACAGCUGAAAGAAGUAUUAAGAGAAAAUGAUCUCUUGCGGAAGGAUGUGGAAGUAAAGGAGAGCAAAUUAAGUUCUUCAAUGAACAGCAUUAAGACUUUUUGGAGCCCAGAGCUGAAGAAAGAACGAGCCCUGAGAAAAGAUGAAGCUUCCAAAAUCACUAUUUGGAAGGAACAGUAUAGAGUUGUGCAGGAAGAAAACCAGCACAUGCAGAUGACAAUCCAGGCUCUCCAGGAUGAAUUGCGGAUCCAAAGGGACCUGAACCAGCUGUUUCAGCAAGAUAGUAGCAGUAGGACUGGUGAACCCUGUGUGACAGAGCUGACGGAGGAGAACUUUCAGAGGCUACAUGCUGAGCAUGAGCGGCAGGCCAAAGAGCUGUUCCUUCUUCGAAAGACUUUGGAGGAAAUGGAGCUGCGUAUUGAGACUCAGAAGCAAACCCUAAAUGCUCGGGAUGAAUCCAUCAAGAAACUUCUGGAGAUGUUGCAGAGCAAAGGACUUUCUGCUAAGGCUACUGAAGAAGACCAUGAGAGAACAAGACGACUGGCAGAGGCAGAGAUGCAUGUCCACCACCUAGAAAGCCUUUUGGAACAGAAGGAAAAAGAGAACAGUAUGUUGAGAGAGGAGAUGCAUCGGAGAUUUGAGAAUGCUCCUGAUUCUGCCAAAACAAAAGCUCUGCAAACUGUUAUUGAAAUGAAGGAUUCAAAAAUUUCCUCUAUGGAGCGUGGGCUCCGAGACUUGGAAGAGGAAAUUCAGAUGCUGAAAUCAAAUGGGGCCUUGAGUACUGAAGAACGGGAAGAAGAAAUGAAACAAAUGGAGGUCUAUCGGAGUCAUUCUAAAUUUAUGAAAAAUAAGGUAGAGCAACUGAAGGAGGAACUAAGUUCGAAAGAGGCUCAAGGGGAGGAGCUGAAAAAGAGAGCGGCUGGUCUUCAGGCUGAGAUUGGUCAGGUGAAGCAGGAGCUGUCCAGAAAGGACACAGAACUACUAGCCCUACAGACAAAGCUAGAAACACUCACAAACCAGUUCUCCGACAGUAAGCAACACAUUGAAGUGCUGAAGGAGUCCUUGACUGCUAAAGAACAACGGGCUGCCAUCCUGCAGACCGAGGUGGAUGCUCUCCGAUUGCGUUUGGAAGAGAAGGAAACCAUGUUGAAUAAGAAGACAAAACAAAUUCAGGAUAUGGCUGAGGAGAAGGGGACACAAGCUGGAGAGAUACAUGACCUCAAGGACAUGCUGGAUGUGAAAGAGAGGAAGGUUAAUGUUCUUCAGAAGAAGAUUGAAAAUCUUCAAGAGCAACUUAGAGAUAAGGAGAAGCAAAUGAGCAGCUUGAAAGAACGAGUCAAAUCCUUGCAGGCUGACACUACCAACACCGACACAGCCUUGACAACUUUGGAGGAGGCCCUUGCAGAGAAAGAGCGGACAAUUGAACGCUUAAAGGAGCAGCGGGACAGAGAUGAACGAGAGAAGCAAGAGGAAAUUGAUAACUACAAAAAAGAUCUUAAAGACUUGAAAGAAAAAGUCAGCUUACUGCAAGGCGACCUCUCAGAAAAAGAGGCUUCACUCUUGGAUCUGAAAGAGCAUGCUUCUUCCCUGGCUUCCUCAGGACUGAAAAAGGACUCACGGCUUAAGACACUGGAGAUUGCUUUGGAACAGAAGAAGGAGGAGUGUCUGAAAAUGGAAUCACAACUGAAAAAGGCACAUGAGGCAACAUUGGAAGCCAGAGCCAGUCCAGAGAUGAGUGACCGAAUACAGCAAUUGGAGAGAGAGAUUGCUAGGUUCAAAGAUGAAUCCAGCAAGGCCCAGGCAGAAGUUGACCGCCUCUUGGAAAUAUUGAAGGAAGUGGAAAAUGAGAAGAAUGACAAAGAUAAGAAGAUCGCAGAGUUGGAAAGUCUCACCUCAAGGCAAGUGAAAGACCAGAAUAAGAAGGUAGCAAAUCUGAAGCAUAAGGAACAGGUGGAAAAGAAGAAGAGUGCACAGAUGCUUGAGGAGGCUCGACGAAGGGAGGACAAUCUCAACGACAGCUCCCAGCAACUACAGGACAGUCUCCGUAAGAAGGAUGACAGGAUUGAAGAGCUGGAAGAAGCACUAAGAGAAAGUGUACAGAUAACUGCAGAGCGAGAAAUGGUGCUAGCACAAGAGGAGUCAGCCAGGACCAGUGCUGAAAAACAGGUGGAGGAAUUACUGAUGGCCAUGGAGAAAGUGAAGCAGGAACUGGAGUCCAUGAAAGCAAAGCUGUCCUCUACUCAACAGUCUCUGGCAGAAAAGGAAACUCAUUUGACCAAUCUUCGUGCAGAAAGAAGGAAACACUUAGAGGAAGUUCUGGAGAUGAAGCAAGAAGCUCUUCUGGCUGCCAUUAGUGAAAAAGAUGCCAACAUAGCUCUUUUGGAGCUUUCAUCCUCUAAGAAAAAGACCCAAGAGGAAGUGGCUGCACUGAAGCGGGAGAAGGAUCGUCUGGUGCAGCAGCUCAAGCAGCAGACACAAAAUCGAAUGAAGCUAAUGGCCGACAACUAUGAGGAUGACCACUUCAAAUCCUCCCAUUCCAAUCAAACCAAUCAUAAACCCUCCCCAGACCAGAUCAUCCAGCCCCUCUUAGAACUUGACCAAAAUAGAAGCAAAUUAAAGUUGUAUAUUGGACACCUGACAGCCCUCUGCCAUGACCGAGACCCCCUGAUCCUUCGUGGACUCACUCCACCAGCUUCCUAUAACUUGGACGAUGACCAGGCAGCUUGGGAGAAUGAGCUGCAGAAGAUGACCCAGGAACAGCUUCAGGAUGAGUUAGAAAAAGGUGAACGGGACAAUGCAGAGCUACAGGAGUUUGCCAAUGCCAUUCUUCAGCAGAUAGCAGAUCACUGUCCCGACAUCCUGGAGCAAGUGGUCAAUGCAUUGGAAGAGUCGUCCUGACCCUGCUUUGUGGGAGCGGCCAGCCCAGCAGCCUGCUGGAGUAAAUCCAGGAGUCAAGAAAGAAGAGCUGUAAGGAACGGGCACCCAGAAACUUCCUGGCACCCAACAAACACUACAAACUCUGUCCUAUCUUGGUUGGUCCUUUGAGUGUGAUUCCAGCACCCUUUCUAUAGCUGGACAUCUUGACUCUGCCUUUCAACUUUGGAUAUUGUCUCUACACUAACUUUCCUGAUGUCCAGGGUGGGUAAGUGGCCAGGUUUCCAUGAAGAACUGCCAUCCAGUCAUCAGCAGUGGAGAACUGUGGAAGCUGGUGGUUCUGCCCUUACAGAGGGACAUGGAGUGGAGAGCCCUUUUUCCUUCUGCCCUUGACAUGAGAACUAAACCUGGAAUCUCCUUGGAGUUCAGCAUAUUGAAAGAAACUUCCCAAUGGACUAGAGAGCUGAGUGUUCUAAUAUCACAACAGGUGCUUUCUCCUAAAAGGGUAAAAAAAAAAA